This is a messenger RNA of Dermacentor silvarum, 5791 nucleotides long. RefSeq names its product synaptotagmin-15-like. Lineage: Eukaryota; Metazoa; Arthropoda; Arachnida; Ixodida; Ixodidae. Gene Ontology annotation, biological process: regulation of calcium ion-dependent exocytosis; cellular response to calcium ion; calcium-ion regulated exocytosis. Gene Ontology annotation, molecular function: calcium ion binding; clathrin binding; calcium-dependent phospholipid binding. The record is from RefSeq and is a predicted model, not a curated record.
UGCUGCCGGCAUAUGUGCGACGAGCCACGCGCCGAGCGGAUGUGCUUCUCCGGAUCGGCGUCCCCGUCGCCACCCCGCCACUGCUCCCGCACCGUUCGCCAUGUGAAUGCGCCGCCUCAUGCCACUGUCGCCCCAGCGCCUCCGUUCGGAUGAUGCCAGGGGUCUACGUAUGGGUCAUCACGGCUGGCAUCGUCACUGGCGCCUUGCUGCUGGGCCUGGUCGUCUGGCUGGUAGUGUUCCGGCUACGCAGGGCUAAGCGCAACAGCGACUCGGCCGAGCCGCCGCUGCUUACGCGGGAACCAUGGCAUCGAAAAUCAAUGCUGUCGCAGCCUCUGGCCGGUAUGCUUCCGACCAAGUCCGGCGGGCUCGACCUGGGCCCGGCGCCACCACUGCUGACGCCCGAGUCGUUCGACGUGCAGCCGGCCCAGCUGACUGUUGCCGAGCCGGUGCAGCCUCUGGCGCGGCCGGGCUUUGUCCGCUGGAACUCCUUCUGCUCCCCUUCGGCCGAGGGCCUCGUCGGAAACCUAAUGCCCAAGGGUUGCAACGUCGGUUCUAGUACUCCUGACCAAACACGCACCUAUCAGUUUUGGGUUCAACACGGCUUUUGCCGCUCUCCACGCUCCCGCGGCCGCCUUUUCAUGCACAUCUGUGCACCCGGCUUGGAAAGGCUCGGCGAAGCGCAAAAACAGUGCCUGCGUUACAGCUGGUCUGAUGACGAAGACGCUACAGUACCAAGAUGCACAAACGGCAGGCUGUGGUUCAGCCUAAACUACAAGUCUGAAAGCGAGGAACUGGACGUCAACAUUAUAAAGGCCAAAUACCUACCAGGGCGAGGCCUCACAAACACUCCUCGAGAUCCAUUUGUCCGGGCUUACCUGUUGCCAGACGAAGAUACUUUCCAGCAGAGCACUGUCAACGCGACGCUGGCACCAAAAUUUAACGAAACCCUCACUUUCAAGAUUUCGGAGGGUGAAGUGCGCACGCGGUCCCUGCGGCUUUCCGUCUACGACAUCGACCGCAAGAAAGUGCGCCACUGUUUGGGCCACGUCACGCUGCAACUGGAGAAGGAACCACUCACUCCAGACAAAGUCGUCUGGUUGGACCUGGACAAUGUGCCCAAGAAAAGUUCUCAGAUUGGGGAGAUCCAGAUAUCCAUGACUUGCAACCCGUUCACCAACCGCAUCAGGGCGUCUAUUCUCAAAGUGCGGAAGUUCUCAAAGCAGGAUGAUGCCAGCAAAUGGGUGUACGUGAGGCUGUCGCUGAACCACGGCCGCAAGUGCGUCAAGGAGAAGCGGUCCGAGAACCGCGAGUGGGGCACUGGUGACGAAGCGACCUUCGGGGAUGCGUUCACGUUUGGCGUGGCUGGCCGCUACUUCGACUCGUGCAGCCUCAGCUUCACGGUCAUGGCGUCACCGGACGGCGCCGACUUCCGGCGGCUGGGCAAGACCGUACUCGGGCCCUUCAUGUACGCGCGCGGCGAGGAGCUUCGACACUGGCAGGACAUGCUCACCAACCCGCGCAGCGCCGUCACCCGGUGGCAUGCGCUCGAGUGCCCCACGGGCCGCGACGAGUGGAAGAGCGACUAAGACGCCUCGAAUCGAGGCCGCGCUUCUUUCGUCACGCCGGCUAUACCAGUGAGAUCGACGACCCACCCAAGUUGGAAGGGGAGAGCAGCACGCGGAGAGGACAGGAUGCCAAGAAGCUGUGGUCUGUGACACUGGCCUCGACGUCACGCUGCUUGAGAGUUUGUCCGAGGCUCAAUUUCGAGGCGAGCUCGUCGAUUUCAAAAGGCCUCCGUUAUCGUCUGGCAUGAGCCACGACCUGAAUGCCCAAGCAAAAUCUGCUACACGCCAAGCAAGGCGCGAUGUUAGAAGAGUCUUUCCUUAUUUUUCUUUUCAUUUUUGUCCUUCUUUUCUCACAUCUGAACCACUGGUAGGCACUGUAGUCUUCUGGGCAACUAAACGCAAAGAUAGGCGAAGACUGGCGCCAGGGCCGCCUGUUAUUGCAAAUUUUUGCGGGCUUGUCAUUCCGUGCAAACGCAAUAAAUGGCAAUGAAAGGGUGCUGCUGUAGACAAAAACCCUAUAAUAAUGGUCCAGUAUUGGAGCUUUGUUUGACUGGUAAUCUGUAAACAUUUCUUAAUAGGGAAAAUAAACUGCUUUUCGGGACUUCCGCACGCUACGUAUGCGCCAUUACACAAAACAGGGUUUGCAUUUUCGAUGUCACCGUCUCUAACGAAAUGACAUAGACCUUUUCUAAAAAAAAAAAAAAGAAAUUGCGGCAUGGGUCAGGAUACACUCUGCGAGGUUACCUCAGUUUGUGCACUAACACCAGCGAUAUUCGCUGUGCGGCUUGCGUUGAGUUCUGUACACCCAGAGCACAGCAAUACUCUCAUUGCAAAAAAGCCACCGUGCGUUUUCACACCAGUAUUGAGACACAUAAUACGCCGACUUGUACUUCAAAACAUCCCUAUUUUAGUGGGUUUAGUUAUCGCAUGCACUCUAUUUAUUAGCAAAAAGUAUUCAUAGAGACUGCUAAAAGUGAUUCUUUUUUUGUCCUUCAAAAUAAGGGGGAGGGGGUGAACGUCUUAAUUAAAAAAAAAAGAAAGAAAACAGCAACUGCAAAAUUGAACACCCGUUCGCAGGAAUUCAAUGACGAUAAACUCAGAGAUGCGUAAAUCUUAUUAUGGCAGCUUGUGACAUCAUAAAUAUUUCUAAAGUGUCAUUUCAGCAUUUGUCACAUGCUUUAACAUGACAUACAGAAGGUGAAGGAAAAAGGCUACGGACUCUCUUCUCACAAGUACUGCAACAGUGCCUCGUCCAAUUACUGCCCAUGACCCAGAGUGCAUUAUUGGUCCAAUGCGACACUAGUCAUGUUAGCAGAUGUUCUUUUUAUAAGCAAGCCACGCGUCUGUGAAUAUUCUAUUUUAUCUCUUUUAGGAGCCCUUCUGUCUUGAUCAGCCCAUUCGGUUUUUGGGGAGGAGCUGCAGUCUACGAGCCGUGCAUUUCUCAUUUAAACUUUCAAUACUAAUAUCCGUCCAUCAAAUGUCUUGUUAGAUUAGUUGAGUAUCAUUGGUGCGUCAGCGGAGUUUUUUUACUCGCUAGAUAAUAACACGAUACACUAAUUAUCGCACACGUUAUGGCUUAUAUAAUGGCAUAACAUCAUUAAUAUUUCAUUGGAGUACUUUGAUGCAGCGAAGGCAUGUAUGUCGCUUUGUUUCAUGUUUUUUUAUUACUAUUAUUAUUACUUUAUGUGCGCAUGAUGCAAGUUGUUCGAAAGUCCGUAAUGUUUUCGCGCUCAGUGCUGCCAGAACAGCGAGAACGUAAAAGCAAGAGGAACUAAUGCGCCGCCUUUGCUUUAUGUUAUUUGCAUAAUUUAAUGAUCACUAAUAUCACUGCCAUUAUUCUUUUCUAUUUGGAGAUUAAGGACGAAAGAAUUAAGCAGAUGUGCUGGCGAACAAUUUUGACUGUUGUGCCCUAAUCCUGCAAGUGCGAGAAACAAUGCAUGGCAUCACUUGUUUGUGUUUUCGUUGGCUGUCGAGUUUGUGAACGAGUAGUUUCGUACGUCGCCGGUGACAGUGGCCGGUGAAAAGUAAAAGCGUGUCAAGUGCGUGGGUGCCUUCUUUUCUCACUCCCAGCAGAUUCCGCACAAUUCCACAACAAUUCACAGCACAAUUCCGCUCUAUCACUUGAGUUGGAUGAAUGGGCAGGCGCAAUUUUCCGGGCAAGAUAGAACCAUUAGAUAGGCAAGCACUUUAAACACAAGCGGUUGAGUGAUGUGCGCCCAUUGCGAAUGCAGAGCCGUAGGAGCCUAUCAUGCUUCAAAUUCAUUCUAUUUUGCAAAACUCUUGUGGCGUGAUCGGACAUCAGUGUAGCCGCAGUCUAAUUCCGUGCCCCAAGGUCAGCUUCAUUUCCCAAACAAGUGCACCGCAUGCCUUCAAACAUUCAUGAGGUAAGCACGAUAUAUUGUAAAGGUACGUUCACACUACAGCGGGAAAAACUCGAGCAGGAUGCCGCAGGUUGGCAGAACGCGCCAGCAUCGGCAUGGCCACACUUGCGGGCGUCUUUUGCCGCCGCGGCAAGCAAGUGAUUCGCUAUCAGCUGGAUUCACUGCAGCUGUAAUCAGCUACGCUGAGAGAGGGGGGUAUAUUUCCUUGCAGCGCUUGGCCACGUGAAUGAAUCGGCCGCUCCUCAUUGGUCUCCCCGAUCGGCGGCAAGCGGCAUGGCGUGAAAAAUAGCUCGAGACCCAUUCGCUCCGCGGUAGGAAAAUGUUGCCGCUCGCCUGUUUUCGCGGCACGCUUUCUGCCGCCGGCGGUGUGCCACGCGCGUUGUUGCGGCUUGUGUGGACGCAUACCUUAACCGAGGUACGCGACUUCGCCUUUCCGGCGCGAGUGCUCAGAGUGGCGUAUCAGCCGUCGGGAUAUAAGAACAAAACUUUUCUAACCCAUCAAGUCGAGGUGGGGCAAGGAGGCCGUCUUGUUCCCCUUGAAUCCGUAAAUAGUUGCCCAACCUGCGCCGUAUUUUUGGGCGAUUCACUUCGGUUUCUGUUCCUGUCAUCCGUUCCACCAAGUAGCCGAUUCUCGCGAUGACAGUGCCGCGACGACGUCGAAGCCAAAUACGAAAAGUUAAACUAAUAAAAAGUUAAUUGUCCGAGUAGAAAACACGGCCAUUGGGUUCUCUGUUGAACGCAUUCCAUUAUCCGUUUUUAUCACCCGUCGCGCCAAGUGGCCCAUCGCUGCGAUAGCGUAGGCCUCUCUGCAUCCGAGCCAAAGACGUAGGACGAAAAGAAUGAAAAAAGUAAAUGGUUCCUCGCAAAAUGUGGCCCCUAAUGGUAUUUUAAUAUCGGAUCAGUUGAAGCGCAUGCAAAGCUAGGAAGAUAUUAGCCAUUUAUUUUGGCCAUGGGAGAUAGUUGAAUGCAUCUGUGGCACUUGAAUUAUGCACUACACUCUUAAACAGUUGAAUGAUUGAAUGAAUGAUGGAUGAAUCGAAAACUGAGUGGUGAUAAAGUUGAAUGAUGAAAAAGUUGAAGGUUUAUUAAAAAUACACCUAACCGAUUGCCCAGCUUAGAGUCGUAGGUUUUACCUGCCCACAUAAAAACGUCGUGGUUAUGGAGCUUCAUCGUAUGUCAUUAGCAACUUUUUAUAGAUGUAUUAUAAUUAAUUAAUUAUCAGCUUCUAUAAGGAACUUGUGGUUGGACGUUUCAGAAGUAAAACAUUAGUUUUUACAUGGUAAUAUACAGGUAUUCCAGCUCUGCAACCACUGUUGAGGCGUAGCGGUAUGUUCCUCUAGCAGAUAAAAAUAAAAAAUAAAAUAGAGGCAAAGCUUAAGUAAAUAUUUGGAUACACCAGUACCCCUGCAUUUCCUGUUUUGCAUGUGUUUCACAGAGUGCAAAAUAAUAACGUGCGCUACUGUAGUCUUCGCGAGUCACGCGUAAUUCAGUGCAAACGACCCGGUUUCCUUUUUUGCGAUCUUUAUCUUUCUGAGUAAAGCAUCGGUCAAAAUGAUAGUUGAAACUAUCACGGCAUUUUUUUUACACAUUUGACAUAUUGUUUAUAGUUACGAGAAGCAAUGUUGACCACGGCGUUCACGACGCAAAAAAGCCGGGAUAAACGAGCGAAUUCAGAGUUGAGUGUUUCUUUUUUCAGUCUUUUUUUUUUUUUCAACGUUACAUUCAACACACUAUACUCUGUGCUGUGCUCAUGAGCCAUUGUGUAAACUGUGACAAUUUCUGGUCGAAAUCGAUGUUUUUCUGUGUUCGCUGAAAUAAAGCUCGAAGACCAAGUGCUUCACUGUG